AUUCAAAACUCUGCAACGGAAGCCACUUUUUUUCCUUUACUUUAUUUAGAUUUUGUUUCUAUUACAGGAGAGCAUAUCAUUGCAGGAUCCUUUUUGCGACCGAAUUGUUUUUAAAUGUGAUGACGUAGUUGCGACUGGGUCCUACGCCGAAUAGAGCCCGACUACCGGGGAAGAGUUUGCGACGUAAUUAUAAUAUACCAUAAAACCAGCUGCUGAAGCGAAGUGACAGCCAAAAAGCUCUAGCCAGAUAUUUCAUCGGUAGCAAUUGCACAGUUCGGGAACAACGUCUUUGGUUGUUUCUUUCGGAAUUACACAAGCUCUAGGGAAUUGUGGAGAUGGCCACAACAGGACAAGCAAGUAAAGAAAAUCUUGAGAGCUUUGCUUCACGAAAAAACGAACUAGACACCAGAAUAAUUUCAUCCCAGCAAGCAACUUUACAGGCAACGGGAAACACGACCGUGGAGAAAGCACUUUCUAUGAAUUCCCUCACGACCCAGACCACCAACGCACGUUCUCAUUACAACAGCUCACAAACAUAUAGCACAGAACUGACCAGCGGUAACCCCCAAACUUCGCAGCCGCAAAGACCGCGGAGCGCACCUCAUGAAAAUAACCCAGGCGGCCCGCGAGGGAGCACAGGAAGUGCAUCAGGCGAGGUGCCUCGGCGAAUGGCGAUAUGUGAAGCAAACGACGACGCUGAGCAAGCAAGACGAAGGAUGAGGAUAUACCAAAAGCGAUUUUAACUGCUGCGAUUGCGUUGGCUGUGUCCUGUAUUGUCAAGAAUGGCUUGGUUGAGCAGUUGAGCAGUGCGUUUCACAAAUGAAAUAUUCUUUUGGAAGCUGUAAGAUUCUUAGGAAUCUCAAACAAAACGGAAUAUUCUGAGGAAACCAAAAUAAACUAGAUAGUUUAAACGUGUUAUUCUGGUAAACACGCGACACCGAAACCUUCCCAAGAUGCAUUGCACAGUAGUUUUUACAAUUAGUAAUGGUCUUAACUGAUCGAAGACAUUUGUUAGCAACUUUUAAAAUCUGUUUAAGCUAUAUUUGUACAAAUGAGAUUUUGUUAUAACUUACCCGUAGUUGAAAUGGCAACAAAAGCAAUGCAUUAUGGGUUGGGUGAUUUGGCCCCUUACUAAUGAAUGAGUCGGCAAAUCGUACUGUACCCUGUCCCCAAAAAUAUGCUAGCUGUAAUGUAUUCUUUUUUCGAGCUUAGCUUCGUGAAAAACGAUACAAAUAACUAAAAAGUACGAUUUCGGUUUUUCCUAAAAUCUUUAGGGGGUUUGAGUUUCGCGUUUCAAUUAUCGCAAACAUAAUCAAUGGUUCGUCGCCUGGUUAUAAGACGACGCUCCCUACCGUGGCCAAGCUAACAUAGCUUAUUAGCAUGCGAGAUUCCACAGUUCAGUUUAUUCACAAGAAUUAUAUUACUAGUAGGAUUUAAAUUCUCUUAUGUGCACUGAUGCAUUUCUUUACUUUCCUUGUUGGCUAGUGAUGUUUAUGUCAAUUAGAAAGAAAGUUUCUCGCAUCCUCAUUUAUUAACUAUACAAAAGGUGGCCACGGUAGCGCGCGUCGUAUUGUAAAGACACUGGAGCUGACUUGUGUGACUGUUGUGACACUUUUCCCGACGGUUGUUUAAUUUUAUUAAAAAUAAAAUUAUUUUGGAAAAUAUCAUAAUCCAUAGAAUUAUACCGAAUGGCUUGCAUAUUCUUUAGAAAUAGAAUUGAACCGGUUUUAUUGUAGGAUGGAGUGAUACGAAUGGAUUUAAUUUCUUUAAUGGAUUCGACACAUUGUGAAUCAAGUUGGCUCCAGAGUUCCUAAAGUCAUUUGAACAAAUGAUAGUUAUAUUAAGAUCUCUGUAUCUAUAGAAUAUCUAGACAUCGCAUAUUUCCGCAUGACAACCAAAGGUAUCACGAGCAUGGGUUCUUAUCAGGCAUCAUCUUUAUGCCUUCGGGCGUUCGUUUGGACCCCUUGGAGGUCACGUGACUAGAAUUUUUAAAAGUAAUUAAUUCGCUUGCCAAUAUUCGCUCUAGAGAUAUUAAACUUAUAAUUUGUUA
Molecule: messenger RNA, 2050 nt
Organism: Nematostella vectensis (starlet sea anemone)
Lineage: Eukaryota; Metazoa; Cnidaria; Anthozoa; Actiniaria; Edwardsiidae
Exons: 2
Coding region: 336-743 (135 amino acids)
Source: RefSeq, a predicted model, not a curated record